UCCGCUCGGGCUCCGGAGGAAGCCACCGCCGCCAGUCUGAGGCAGGUGCCCGACAUGGCGAGUGCUGUGCUGCCGAGCGGAUCCCAGUGUGCGGCGGCGGUGGCGGCGGUGGCGGCGGCGGCGGCGCCUCCCGGGCUCCGACUCCGGCUUCUGCUGUUGCUCCUCUCCGCCGCGGCACUGAUCCCCACAGGUGAUGGACAGAAUUUGUUUACGAAAGACGUGACAGUGAUCGAGGGAGAAGUGGCGACCAUCAGCUGCCAAGUCAAUAAGAGUGACGACUCUGUGAUCCAGCUGCUGAAUCCCAACAGGCAGACCAUUUAUUUCAGGGACUUCAGGCCUCUGAAGGACAGCAGGUUUCAGUUGCUGAAUUUUUCUAGCAGUGAACUCAAAGUGUCGCUGACAAAUGUCUCGAUUUCGGAUGAAGGAAGAUACUUUUGCCAGCUCUACACUGACCCUCCCCAGGAAAGUUACACCACAAUCACAGUGCUGGUCCCACCACGCAAUCUGAUGAUCGAUAUCCAGAAAGACACCGCGGUGGAAGGCGAGGAGAUCGAAGUCAACUGCACCGCCAUGGCCAGCAAACCAGCCACGACUAUCAGGUGGUUCAAAGGGAACAAGGAGCUAAAAGGCAAAUCGGAGGUGGAGGAGUGGUCAGACAUGUACACUGUGACGAGCCAGCUGAUGCUGAAGGUUCACAAGGAGGAUGAUGGGGUCCCAGUGAUCUGCCAGGUAGAGCACCCUGCCGUGACCGGAAACUUGCAGACGCAGCGGUACCUGGAAGUACAGUAUAAGCCUCAAGUGCAUAUUCAGAUGACUUAUCCUCUACAAGGCCUAACCCGGGAAGGGGAUGCGCUCGAGUUAACAUGUGAAGCCAUCGGGAAGCCCCAGCCUGUGAUGGUGACCUGGGUUAGAGUCGAUGACGAAAUGCCUCAACACGCCGUCCUGUCCGGGCCCAACCUGUUCAUCAAUAACCUAAACAAAACAGAUAAUGGUACAUACCGCUGUGAAGCUUCCAACAUAGUGGGGAAAGCUCACUCGGAUUAUAUGCUGUAUGUUUACGAUCCCCCCACAACUAUCCCUCCCACCACCACCACCACCACCACCACCACCACCACCACCACCAUCCUUACCAUCAUCACAGACACAGCAGCGACGACAGAGCCCGCAGUUCACGGCCUUACUCAGUUGCCCAAUUCCGCAGAAGAGCUGGACAGUGAGGACCUCUCAGAUUCUCGAGCGGGCGAAGAAGGCGCCAUCAGAGCGGUGGAUCAUGCCGUGAUCGGCGGGGUCGUGGCCGUGGUGGUGUUCGCCAUGCUCUGCUUGCUUAUCAUUCUGGGGCGCUACUUUGCCAGACAUAAAGGUACAUACUUCACUCAUGAAGCCAAAGGAGCCGAUGACGCAGCAGACGCAGACACAGCUAUAAUCAAUGCAGAAGGAGGACAGAACAACUCCGAAGAAAAGAAAGAGUACUUCAUCUAGAUCAGCCUUUUUGUUUCAAUGAGGUGUCCAACUGGCCCUAUUUAGAUGAUAAAGAGACAGUGAUAUUGGAACUUGCGAGAAAUUCGUGUGUUUUUUUAUGAAUGGGUGGAAAGGUGCGAGACUGGGAAGGCUUGGGAUUUGCUGUGUAAAAAAAAAAAAAAAAAUGUUCUUUGAAAGUACACUCUGCUGUUUGACA
Molecule: messenger RNA, 1675 nt
Organism: Leopardus geoffroyi (Geoffroy's cat)
Lineage: Eukaryota; Metazoa; Chordata; Mammalia; Carnivora; Felidae
Gene: CADM1
Product: cell adhesion molecule 1
Exons: 12
Coding region: 55-1479 (474 amino acids)
Biological process (GO): cell recognition; susceptibility to natural killer cell mediated cytotoxicity; detection of stimulus
Cellular component (GO): neuron projection; plasma membrane; synapse
Molecular function (GO): signaling receptor binding
Source: RefSeq, a predicted model, not a curated record